Molecule: messenger RNA, 3417 nt
Organism: Xiphophorus hellerii (green swordtail)
Lineage: Eukaryota; Metazoa; Chordata; Actinopteri; Cyprinodontiformes; Poeciliidae
Gene: rabep2
Product: rabaptin, RAB GTPase binding effector protein 2
Exons: 12
Coding region: 1333-2751 (472 amino acids)
Biological process (GO): endocytosis
Cellular component (GO): intracellular membrane-bounded organelle
Molecular function (GO): growth factor activity; GTPase activator activity
Source: RefSeq, a predicted model, not a curated record
AUACUGUAAAGGAUAAAGCUAAAAACCUUCAGAGAAUUUUAUUUGAAAAAUCACACGAACAGGCUCGCGUCAUUUUUGGAGUGAAACGUCCUUGAGGUAUUUUUGCGGCUUUCCGACACCCACCUGAGGUCCCAGUGUGUCAUGCUCCAGUUUUAUUCUUGAUUCAUGCAGUUCUGUAAUAAGGUGGUGAAAAAGCUUGUGCUCCUGGAGUUAAUUCCUAAGAUCAUGAGAUAAAAAAUGUAAGACAUUCAAGACAAUUGAGGACUGGAAAGUCUGGAAUUGACUAAUUCAGGUGUGAAACAAGCAGGUAAUCUUGUUCCCUCCAUUCUUUUAAAAAGGGUUUCCAGUGCCUACAAAAGCCUGAUUGUGUGACUGUUUUCAGAGGCUGUAGUUAUGUGGUCACCUUAUAAAAUGUAAAAAAAAAAAAAAAUGACAGACUCAAAUGUAACACCUUUCAACGGUAAUGAAAGUUUCUGGAGGUAAGAUUAGUUUAUAAAAGUAUAGUUGGAACUAGAUUAAAUUAGACUUUUUAGGGGGUAAUUUAAGUUAAAUCAGUCAUAAUUUCCAUUAAAAUUAGUCUCUCAAUUUCUACAAAUCCAGCAUAUAUCUUUGCUUUGCAACUUUCUGUUGGCAUGGGGUAUGAGUGUUUUGCUGCAGGAGGGACUGGUGCGCUUCACAAAAUGAAUGAGAAAACUAUUCGUACUGUGUGGGAAUAUUAAAAAUUUUGCAAAAGCAUGAUCGUGUUGUCAAGCAGAUUGUGUUCAUGACUUCUUGAAUCUAAGUCUGGCACUAAUCAGGCCCUGGGUGUGGCUGGCAAAAAAUAAAUCAAGGGAAAGUGGUUAAUCGGCCAACUCAUGAUUUCAAAAGGGGGAUUGGGUGUGUCUUAAAAUGUAUGCUUUUAAUUUGAAAAAUGUUUAGCAACCCUGUACAGUAUAUUUUGUCUGCUUACUCUAAAGAAACUGCUAAAAACAUACAUUUACAAAAUUUUCUCCAAGUAAAAUUUAUAGUAUUUAAAAGUAACUCCCGCAAUAAAACUCUUACAUAUUUAAGAUCUCUGAGUGAAAUAAACACUUUUCCUGACUUGUUUCUGAGUGUUUGCUCUAAUGGCAUCCAGGGUCAGGACUUUGUGAACAGGAAGGACGUUGACGUGUUUUCCGCAGGCUCGCACCGGGGAAAGUUGUUUCCUGAACUAAUGCUUUCAACACCAAACCCUCGCCCUCCUACAAAAUGACUGAAGCGGACUUUAUGAACUGUUAAUACUCGUGUUUUUCUUUGUUUUUUUUUAUUUUUCUCGCCCAUGUCCCGCCUGUUAUUGAGCUGUUUGAUGGGAAGAUGAGCUCGGAGAAGAAAGACACAGUGGCGAGCCUGCAGGCCCAGCUAGCUGAGUACCGUGCCCAGGCCGAGCACUGGCAGGGCGUGGCAACCAUCUGUGAGCUGAGCAAACAGGAGGAACUGGCCGAGCUGCAGAAACAAUGUGAUGAAGAGAUACAGUCUCUUCAGGAGGCGCUCAGAGAGACUGCAGCUCAGUAUGAAGCCAGGAUAGCAGUGCUGCAGUCCCAGCCUGUGGACUGGAGGAGAACCAGUGGACACAACGCAACCAGCAGCAGGAAGGGCUGGGGCGACGCCGACUUCUCCACUAAUGACUCUCCAACAUCGGCUGUCAACAGCUCGAAAGAGGAUGAAGCAGCUUCGCCAGCGGACCAAACGAGAAGUCGACCAGCAGAGUCGGAGGCAGCGGCAGAAGGAGAAAGCUCGGCACUCUCGGCCGAGGGUUAUUUCUCAUUGCAGAACUGCGACUCGGCAUCGCUGUCCUCGUUCUCCUUGGACACUCCGUCUCUGCCCAGAAAGCUCCUCGCUCAGGACGACACAGAUUCGCUGGUUUCCACAGGAACGCUGGUUCCCGAAGCCAUCUACCUGCCGCCAGCCGGACACCGCCUCGUAACGCACAGCGACUGGGACGCCAUGAACGCGCAGCUGUCAGAGCUGCGAGGGGAAGUGAGCCGGCUGCAGGCAGAGAAGGAGGAGCUGGAGAGAGAGCUGGAUACACACACCCACCAAACCCACAAACAGGUCUCACUGCUCCAGUCUCAGGUCCAGGCCUCAGAGACGCUUCUACAAGAUUUACAGAAAUCUUUCAGCCAAUCACAGAAUGCUGUGCAGAGCCGGCUGGCAGAGCUGUCCCUGUCUCAGCGGAAAAUGUGCUGUGAAUUGUCCAGGCUGAAGGGAGAAGAGGUUGACGAGAGCUUACUAGAUUCCCUGUCGUCCCUCUCGAGCGCACAGCAUGGGGCGCACUGUGAGGAGCGGCUUCGCAUUGAGAUUGUCAAUCUGAGGGAGCAGCUGGACAGUCGGACUGAGGAGAACGAUGUUUUAGAGGUGCAGCUGUCCACUCUGAGGACUGAGACGGAGAAGAUCCAGGCUCAGAAGGACCAGCAGCAGGCUGAGCUGCUUUCCUGCCGCAGUGAACUGGACGCCCUGCGGGUGGCGCUCACUCAUUUGCAGAGCUCGAACAAAGCCCUCACUCAUGAUAAAGCCGUUCUUCACCAACAGUGUCUGGAGCUCCGAAGCCAAGUGAUCAGUCUCCGCUCUCAGGUGGACACCAGCCAGACCGUGCAGAGAGACUUCGUCGAGCUCUCCCAGUCGCUUCAGGUGAAGCUGGAGUUGAUCCGGCAGGCGGAGAGGCUGGAACAGGUCAAGGAGAUUCUGGGGGAGAGCGUCGGUGAAGCGGAGUCUCAGCCGGCUGACGCCUCGUGAGCGUUAGCGGAGAAAAAGAUUAGGAAACCAAAGUAAACGUAUCUCCCGGACCGAGACAGUCCACGCGCCGAACUGACAGGCCAGAUAAUGCAACACUGAUUUCCUUUUUCGCAUUAAGACACUGGAACCUCUCACAGACGAUAUUGUCUGCUUCCACUAAGCUUAAAGAAACGGUUGAUCGAGAACCAUUUUUAUAUUUACUUCUGGUAACACAUUCCUUCAUUCCUGUACAGCACUAAUGCUAACCUGGACGUAAUUUGUUCAUGAAACUGACACUCAUCUGCGCAACACUUGACUCUGCAGUGAUUCUGCAUAUUUAAGCAAUAUUUCUCAGUGAAGAAGGUCCUCUAUGCAGCUCAGUGCAAUAAGGAUGGAUAAAGCAAUGCAAAAUAGAGGAUUUUUAAUGUAUUUUGUUUUUAUAUGUAAUUAAUCAUCUAUUUGUUGUCAUUUAUUGGGCGAGUAGACGUAGAACCCAUACCUUUUAAAUUUAAAUAUACAACUGAGAUUAGAAAAUGAAAGCGUUGUAUUAGUAGAGGCAUAUAAAUGUGUAGCAUGUUUUUUUGUUUGUUUUAUUACACACUGAAGAUGAAAAACAAGUUGUCACAUUAUGUCUCUCAAGCAUUAAGGUCACAAUCAAACAGGUAUAAUAAAGUUCUGCGGCUCAGA